This is a messenger RNA of Closterium sp. NIES-65, 475 nucleotides long. NCBI's taxonomy places the organism in Eukaryota, Viridiplantae, Streptophyta, Zygnematophyceae, Desmidiales, Closteriaceae. The record is from the annotation of a GenBank genome assembly.
GUCAAGGAGCACUAUCCGCAGAUCACGCUGCCAGAUAAAGUCGAAUACCCCACCACACCCAAGGAAGUCAACGCCUUUCUGCACACAUUCGCCUAUAACGACGCGCCUGUCAUCAGCCUCGGGGAUUGCUUCAGCAUAAGCCUGCGCGGCCUCCCUUUUCAUAUCGAAGGCGCGGUUCCGCCAUUCAAAACCACCUGUGCGGACAUUUGGCAGCCUCCCCCCGUUAUAGAGAAUUUCGCUAACGGAUUCAUCGACACGUUUCUGGGCUCGGAGUAUGCAGCGGUGCAUCUAAGGCGGAGCGACUUUGCCAAGUUUCAGAACAGUGACGACGAGACGAAGCGCGACACCUUCCUUCCUAUAGUCACAGUAGCACACUUUAUCAUGGAGCGAUUCAAAGAUACGGGUGCGUCUGUGGUAUACCUUGCCACUGAUGCCAGCCCAUCCGAGAUUCAACUGCUGGAGCAGCUUUUCCUUG